Armigeres subalbatus is the source of this 3181-nucleotide messenger RNA. RefSeq names its product gamma-aminobutyric acid receptor alpha-like. Gene Ontology annotation, biological process: signal transduction; nervous system process; regulation of membrane potential. The transcript is spliced from 8 exons. Lineage: Eukaryota; Metazoa; Arthropoda; Insecta; Diptera; Culicidae. The record is from RefSeq and is a predicted model, not a curated record. Gene Ontology annotation, cellular component: plasma membrane; neuron projection; synapse. Bases 936 to 2729 code for a protein of 597 amino acids. Gene Ontology annotation, molecular function: extracellular ligand-gated monoatomic ion channel activity; neurotransmitter receptor activity; chloride channel activity.
UCGAACGCGACUGCCGGGAACAUACAAUCCACUGCUUGUGGAUUGAUGCCCCCCAGUCAGUAGCCCGGUGACAUUGGCACUGGUAUCCUUGCAGUGAAAGUGCAGCCGGUGGCGGUGCAGCACAGAUUAUUUUAAUCUUUCAGUUUUUUGCCUCCUUGCUGGAAGUACUCUCUUUAACUGUUCUUGGAACGCCCGAAGCCGUUACUGAAGAUGUGUGCUUAAUGACAACGUGGUUUGGCGCGGUAUGAUGAAAUUAAUCGCGCUCCCGCAGCCCUCCGGGAGGCAACUAGGAAGGAUGUAAAAUUUAAUUUUGGAAAAAAAAUACGGUGAAAAAGUUUCGCGUUUGUUCCUCCCGUCCUACGUUGGGAGAUGGUACGAUGAAAACAGUUAGCAACAAAGAAAGAGCUUAAUCUGCCGGAGCGAGCUGGUGCAGUUUGUUAUGUUCUGAAGGAUGUGAAUGUGAAAUUGUGAUUUUUAGUUGGAUUACCGAAGCUCGGCUACACCUGACACGCGGAAAACGGUGGUGAAGUUGUUAAAAUAUUUGUUGCCGGAAAGUUAAGCAUUAACUGUGUUUGCAUCGCCAGCCAGAUGUAGGAGGCGAAAGUAUUCAAGUGCAUUCCGUCAGCGCUGGAUGAAUCUUUUUGUGCGAAUUCUUGCGAUUGUUGCGCACGAAUUGCUUGGAAGCACAUGCAAGCAACAGAAGGAUUAUAUACAGGCUAUUAUUGGAUGAAGAUAAAAGUGAUCACAUCAGCUUUAUUUUCAUCUCAGUUACAACUAAUGACGACUCAUCGACCCUGACCACAUUCUCAACCGCUGAGCCGUCAGGCUGACAGGCGCUGCAUAAACGUAACCUAGAACAAAAAAAAAACGGAGCGCCCUUAAGGAACCUCCGUUCAAGUGUUUCUCGUCCUAGCCCUACAAAGUUUCGAUCAAACAUGGCCCCAUCGACGACGGUACCGCUACCAGCCCUAGUCAAAUGGUGGCCAUGCAGUAUUGGCAGCGGAAGCUGCAGUAGCAGCAGCACCACAACGACAGGCUUAAUGAAAGCAAAUUUAUUCAUUGCCAUCAACCGAAUCAUCUUCAGUUCCUUCAGCAGUGCCGUGUUCGGGAUUGGAACAUCGUUCUUCUGGGCCACCGCUCCGGGUCCUACCACGGUUGCCGUCGACGGUGCCAUCCGGCUGACGCAGCGGAACAAUCAUGGAAACAUUUCCGAAUUAUUGGAUAAUUUAUUGCGCGGCUACGACAACAGCAUACGGCCGGAUUUUGGCGGAUCACCCGCAGUGAUAGAGGUCGACAUCAUGGUACGGAGCAUGGGACCCAUCUCAGAGGUAGACAUGACCUAUUCGAUGGACUGCUACUUCCGGCAGUCGUGGGUCGACCGGCGGUUAGCGUUUACCGGCGAGUACAACACCCUAGCGCUGAGCAUUUCCAUGCUUGGCCGGAUCUGGAAACCGGACACGUACUUCUACAACGGCAAACAAAGCUACCUGCAUACCAUCACCACGCCGAACAAGUUUGUGCGGAUUAACCAGGACGGCCGAGUGCUCUACUCUAGUCGGCUCACAAUCAAGGCAGGAUGCCCAAUGAACUUAGAAGACUUUCCCAUGGAUAUCCAACGAUGUCCAUUGAAAUUCGGCUCAUUUGGAUACACCUCGAACGAUGUCCUCUAUCGGUGGAACAGCGGACGGUCGGCGGUCGCAAUUGCCGAGGAUAUGAAGUUGUCACAGUUCGACCUGGUGGACUGCCCGGCUGGGAACGUUACGGAUCGUGUGGUGCACAAGACGGCUUCGGUGGGUGCCACGGUGAUCAACCCCGCUAACGACAUCGACGGAUUGGACCCGAAUGCUAAGCUGUAUGUUUCGGAAUACUCGAUGUUACUUGUGAGCUUCCACCUUCAACGUCACAUGGGCAAUUUUCUGAUCCAGGUGUACGGGCCAUGUGUGCUGCUGGUCGUCCUUUCGUGGGUAUCGUUUUGGCUGAAUCGCGAAGCCACGGCAGACAGGGUAUCGCUCGGAAUCACCACCGUACUCACGAUGACGUUCCUCGGUUUGGAAGCCCGCACGGAUUUGCCAAAAGUUCCUUAUCCAACCGCUCUUGACUUUUUCGUGUUUCUAUCGUUUGCGUUCAUCUUCGCUACCAUCAUUCAGUUCGCCGUCGUUCAUUACUUCACCAAGUAUGGAUCCGGCGAGUGCUACUUCAGUGCUGACGAGCUGACCUCGAGCUCCGAUGAAGACAGCGACUGUGGCGGUGGUAACGCCAACGGCGACCAAUCUCACCUGCAUUCAAUUAAAAUCUCAUCGAAACGGUGCUCGACGGUCACGUCCAUCAGUGGAACAGGAGGCACCGAUUCCAAAGUGGUGGAGGUGAUUCCCCUCUCGGUUUGCUCAAUCCCGGUAACACCCGUAAGAAAAUCUUCCAAAACGUCCUGGGCUGACCUGUCAUGUUUCGGUCACAAAGAGGAGGACAUUCCUCGUAGCUUUGCGAGUUCGUCAUUUUCGACGCCCGUGCCGUCCACCAAGCGGAGCUCGUUACAGCUGUCUCUGGGAGGGUCGGCGCAAAUCCAGCGGCGAAGGAAACGCAAAAAGCGAACCCCCCGGUUCAAUUCGGUGUCUAAAAUUGAUAGAGCCUCGAGGAUUUUCUUCCCACUGCUGUUCCUGGCCAUUAACGUUUUCUACUGGUUUCUAUACUUAUCGCGAAGCGAGCGAUUACCACAGCAGCACAAAAAUUGAACAGCUACAAAACCAAGGAAGCAGAUAUGUGUUCAUCGCAUCCUACAUGACAGAAAAGGAUGCACUAUUGUGGUGGAAUUCCUAUUAAAGAAUAUUUGAACAAAAAAUUAGCGCUGUAUCGAAUAAUUAGAAAAAACAAAUAAAAUUUAAUUGUUGUAUUGAGUGUUUUGAAUAUAGGGCCAAUAUGGCAAAAUGUAGAAGACAGCUUUAUUAGAAACAUAAAAAAUAAAUAAAUCAAAAACAUAUUGUAGAUUUUAGUGGGACCACGUACGCUUAUUUGAAUAAUAGUGAACUUGAUGGUUUGACCUGUAGUCGAACCACUGAUAGUGCAAUCGAUGCCAAAAUAAUGGAAACGAUUCACGGUAAAUGUCUGGCAAUAAAACAGUAUACGACAACAGUAUUGGAAACCCACUGUAAUUUUAUAGGACUUAUCGGCAAUAGGAAUAAAUGAA